AUGGCAAAGUCAACAAAUGGAAAGCCCAAAAGAGAGCUGGACUACUUCUUUGCUUUUGACUAUAUUGAGGCUCAUUCUUAUUCCCUCAACUUUUCAUGGACACCAUACAUCAUUCUACCCAGAGCUUGCACGAAGGUUCGCUUUGAGGAUACUGUCAAUCCUAUAGCUACAAUCAUUUUGGUCUCCAUCAUCCCCUUCCGUGGAGAUGCUGCCGAAGUUCUAUUGCCUCCUUCAAGGUCAAUUUCAAUGGCAAGGAAACGUCUUGAGAGACUGCCAUGCGGUGGAGGUUCUCCCCUAGCUCAUGGUCUUACCACGGCUGUGAGGGUUGGAAUGAAUGCAGAGAAGAGUGGUGAUGUUGGACGCAUAAUGAUUGUUGCGAUAACUGAUGGUAGGGCUAACAUAUCGCUGAAAAGAUCGACUGAUCCUGAAGCUGGUGCUUCUGAUGCACCUAGACCUUCUGCUCAAGAGCUAAAGGAUGAGAUUCUUGAAGUGGCUGGUAAAGUAUACAAAGCGGGGAUGUCCCUCCUUGUCAUCGACACAGAAAAUAAGUUUGUUUCAACCGGCUUUGCCAAAGAGAUCGCGAGAGUCGCCCAAGGAAAAUAUUAUUACUUGCCAAAUGCUUCGGAUGCUGUUAUCUCAGCAACAACAAAGGAUGCUUUAUCAGCUCUAAAGAACUUGUAA
This is a messenger RNA of Ilex paraguariensis (yerba mate), 681 nucleotides long. The record is from the annotation of a GenBank genome assembly. Lineage: Eukaryota; Viridiplantae; Streptophyta; Magnoliopsida; Aquifoliales; Aquifoliaceae.